Molecule: messenger RNA, 1638 nt
Organism: Naumovozyma dairenensis CBS 421
Lineage: Eukaryota; Fungi; Ascomycota; Saccharomycetes; Saccharomycetales; Saccharomycetaceae
Gene: ATP1
Product: F1F0 ATP synthase subunit alpha
Exons: 1
Coding region: 1-1638 (545 amino acids)
Biological process (GO): proton motive force-driven ATP synthesis; proton transmembrane transport
Molecular function (GO): ATP binding; ADP binding; proton-transporting ATP synthase activity, rotational mechanism
Source: RefSeq, a predicted model, not a curated record
AUGUUACGUCAAACUGCACUUAAACCAUUAAUUCCCCUAACAAGGAACAUCCUAGCAAGAGCCGUCCUCUCACCCACCCUUGCUUCCUCGAGAAGGUUGGCUUCCACCUCCACUAAACCACAACCUACAGAGGCAUCCUCCAUCUUAGAGGAAAGAAUUAGAGGUAUUUCUAACGAAGCCAACUUGAAUGAAACAGGUAGAGUUCUUGCCGUCGGUGACGGUAUCGCCAGAGUCUUUGGUUUAAACAACAUCCAAGCUGAAGAAUUAGUCGAAUUCUCAUCCGGUGUCAAAGGGAUGGCUUUGAAUUUGGAACCAGGUCAAGUCGGUAUCGUGCUUUUUGGCUCAGAUAGAUUAGUUAAAGAAGGUGAAUUGGUCAAAAGAACCGGGAAGAUCGUUGAUGUCCCGGUGGGGCCAGCUAUGUUAGGUAGAGUCGUUGAUGCAUUGGGUAAUCCAAUCGAUGGGAAGGGCCCAAUUAAGGCUGAAAAGCAUUCAAGAGCUCAAGUGAAGGCCCCAGGUAUCUUACCAAGGAGAUCUGUCCACGAACCAGUGCAGACUGGGUUGAAAGCUGUCGAUGCUUUGGUCCCAAUUGGGAGAGGUCAAAGAGAAUUGAUUAUCGGUGAUCGUCAAACUGGUAAGACUGCUGUUGCAUUGGAUACUAUUUUGAAUCAAAAAAGAUGGAAUGAAGGGAAGGAUGAAUCCAAAAAAUUGUAUUGUGUUUAUGUCGCUAUUGGUCAAAAAAGAUCUACUGUCGCUCAAUUAGUUCAAACUUUGGAACAACAUAACGCUCUACAAUAUUCUAUCAUUGUUGCUGCUACAGCAUCUGAAGCUGCUCCAUUACAAUAUUUGGCUCCAUUCACUGCUGCAUCCAUUGGAGAAUGGUUCAGAGAUAACGGGAAACAUGCUUUGAUUAUAUACGAUGAUUUAUCCAAACAAGCUGUGGCUUAUCGUCAAUUAUCUUUGUUAUUGAGACGUCCUCCUGGUCGUGAAGCUUACCCAGGUGAUGUUUUCUACUUACAUUCAAGAUUACUAGAAAGAGCCGCUAAGAUGUCUGAAAAGGAAGGUGGUGGUUCAUUAACUGCUCUGCCUAUCAUUGAAACUCAAGGUGGUGAUGUCUCUGCUUAUAUUCCAACUAAUGUCAUUUCCAUUACUGAUGGUCAAAUUUUCUUAGAAGCUGAAUUGUUCUACAAGGGUAUUAGACCGGCCAUCAACGUUGGUUUGUCUGUGUCUCGUGUCGGUUCCGCGGCUCAAGUUAAAGCUUUGAAACAAGUCGCUGGGUCUUUGAAAUUAUUCUUGGCUCAAUAUAGAGAAGUCGCAGCUUUUGCUCAAUUCGGUUCAGAUUUAGAUGCCUCAACAAAACAAACUUUGGUUAGAGGUGAAAGAUUGACUCAACUAUUGAAACAAAGUCAAUAUUCUCCACUAUCUGCCGAAGAACAAGUCCCAUUGAUUUAUGCCGGUGUUAAUGGUUACUUGGAUGAAGUGGACAUAUCAAGAGUUGGUGAAUUUGAAUCUUCAUUCUUAGCAUUUUUGAAAUCCAGCCAUGAAGAAAUCUUGUCUGACAUUAGAGAUAAGGGUGAAUUAACUAAAGAAUUAAUGGCUGCUUUGAAAUCUGCUACAGAAUCAUUCGUAGCUACAUUUUAA